Trematosphaeria pertusa is the source of this 1262-nucleotide messenger RNA. Its product is annotated as glycosyltransferase family 8 protein. The record is from RefSeq and is a predicted model, not a curated record. Lineage: Eukaryota; Fungi; Ascomycota; Dothideomycetes; Pleosporales; Trematosphaeriaceae. Gene Ontology annotation, molecular function: glycosyltransferase activity. The coding region runs from base 153 to 1085 and encodes 310 amino acids. The transcript is spliced from 3 exons.
GUCUUGGAUGCGUGCAACGAUGGCCCCUCCACUCCAACUCCAGGCACUCACCUGUGCCGCCAUGACUGGUUUACAUAUUUGCUGUAUUGCUAACCCUCAGCACUAACCCUAUCACAUCACCACUCACUUUUGUUGGGUAGUAGAUACCAAGCAUGACACAGGAAGACAACCCCGCUGGCGACUCCAAGAGAGUGUGGACGACAUUGAUCACGAAUACCGCGUACCUAGCCGGCCUCCUUACACUCGACUACAGCUUGAGGAAGCACAAGUCCAAGUACCCGCUCAUCGCCCUCUACACCGACACGUUCCCCCCAGAAGGCCAUGCCGCGCUCGAGGCUCGCGGAAUCCCCAAGAAGCACGUCAAGUAUCUGCUCCCAAAACUGCACAAGGACUUCACGAACGAUCCGCGCUUCUACGACUGCUGGAGCAAGCUUACGCCCUUUUCAUUGACCGAGUAUGACCGCGUGGUGCAGCUGGACUCGGACAUGCUGGUGCUGAAGAACAUGGACGAGCUUAUGGAAAUGGAGCUGGAUCCGUCGACCAUGGGCGGGAAAGGUCAGAGGGUGUUCGCGGCGAGCCAUGCUUGCGUGUGCAAUCCGCUCAAGAAGCCGCAUUAUCCGAAGAACUGGGUUCCCGAGAACUGCGCAUUCACCUCGCAACACGAUACCCCGGACAUAGCACAAAAGGAAGGCGCCUCCCCAACCUUCGGCCUCGGAAUGCCAAACGGCGGCCUGCAAGUCGUAAAUCCCUCCACCGAGGUCUACCAGCUUAUAUCAGACCAACUCGCCCACGAAACAUCCGUAAACUACGACUUCGCCGACCAAUCGCUGCUCGGCGACGUGUUCCAUGGACGCUGGGUUGCGCUACCGUACAUCUACAACGCGCUGAAGACGCUGAGACACCAGGGCGUACAUGCCCAGAUCUGGAGGGACGACCAGGUGAAGAACAUACAUUACAUCCUGAGUCCGAAGCCGUGGGACGAGAAGUCGGGCAACCACGAGGAGGAGAGCCAUAAGUGGUGGUGGGACUACAACCUGGAAAGGCUGGUCGAGGAGACGAAGCGGGGGAUCGGUGACGGAUUUUGAUUCCAGAGACAAACUAUUGGGAGUCUUUGAUUAAUUGCAUGUACUCGUCAUCGACAUAGACGGAGGGUUGGAGGGUUUGCUUCAGCGCGCAAGUCUGCAUUGGGCGAAUCCAAGGGGCAUGCAUGCGAUGAGUCGACAUUUGAUAAAUGAUCUGAAUCUAUCUCCCACAUGAAACAC